GAUAGAGGAAUCAGCACCCAAUCUCUGAUCGCCGUGUCUAGCACCAGAUCUUCCGCCAUCGCUGGAUUCUACUCUGAUCUUUGCUCCUCCAAAGGAAAACAACACUUUUGGGCUUCUGUUUUCUCCCUAGUUUCACGACUGUCGUAUCGCUUGUAUGUUCCUUUCGUUUUGAUUCGUCCCGCUAAAUUUUUAGUUAUUCUAUUUUACCGGCAAAGAAUAAUAUAUUUACAAUUGUGCCCAAACUUUUAGAAAAUAUACAAUUCGCCCCGACACAUUUGAUCUCUUUACCCAAACUAUCCUCUUUAAUGAAAUUUACAGGAAUACAUGUGUAGUUAAAGUUGUUCAGCCUGUUGCAUGAGUUCAGCAACUUGCAAAGAAGAUCCUUAACUUGCAAAUGCUGUUGUUUCAUUCUUUUCUUAGGCAGAGCUUGCUUUCCUUAUGUCAGCCAUUUUCCUAUAAUAAAACCUUCUUUUCCUGCUUGAGCUUCGAUCUUGUAGUCAUCGAUCAAACCUCCAAGAUGGGUUCAGUCUCUCUUCCUACUCCUGUAUACAACCACCAGGCAGCAACUUCAAACCCAGUUCUACUCAUUUCCCAAGAAAGAAUUCACCAUCAACCUUCCCUUCAUCAGAAUCUUCGCGUAAUAACUUUUGUUUCUGGCAAGUUUCAGUCCCGACAUGUAAAGCGAUCCCUGAUUCCGGCGACUUAUCCUACACGGAGGAGAGGCCUGUCUGUAGUGCCACUAGAUGCCAAGACAAAGAGUUCAGAUUCAGGAGCAGAGGAAGAUUCGGGAGCCCUGGAAACAGUUCUCAAGCUUUACUCGGCGAUCAAGAACCAAAACGUACGCGAGCUAUCUGAUAUCAUUGACGAUGAAUGCCAAUGCAUCUGCAAUUUCUUCUCAUCUUUCCAACCUUUACAAGGAAAAGAGCAAGUGCUUGAAUUUUUUGCAUCUUUGAUCAAGUUUUUGGGAGAUCACAUCGAGUUUGUGGUGCAACCAACAUUACAUGAUGGGAUGGUUGUUGGUAUCCAUUGGAGAUUAGAGUGGAAUAAAGCUCAUAUGCCUUUGGGAAAGGGUUUCAGCUUCUACACUUGCCAAAUCUACCAUGGAAGAGUGGUGAUAAGGAAUGUGGAAAUGUUCAUGGAACCACUCCUUCAUGUGGAGCCUUUAAGGCUAAAUCGACCAAUCAUUUUUCUGCAGAAAACAAUCGGAUAUCUGACGACCAUGGUGGACAAGAUAAGCUUUGGCGUAUCAUCCAAAGCCUGGAAAAAGAAAGCCCUCUGUGCGUUACUAGGUCUAUUGUUUAUAUCUGCUAUUCUGCUUUUCUCAAAGCUGUAUUAGAUCCCCAAUACAGAGGUCCCGAUGAUGCUUCUU
Messenger RNA from Theobroma umbraticum, 1369 nucleotides. RefSeq lists its product as uncharacterized. Lineage: Eukaryota; Viridiplantae; Streptophyta; Magnoliopsida; Malvales; Malvaceae. The record is from RefSeq and is a predicted model, not a curated record.